AUGCUUGCUAUCCUUUUUGUGGCCUUGAGUGCCCUGACCUUGAGCCAUGCUAUUCCCCAGGGAAUCGACUUUGAUCUAGUCCUCGCUGCGCCGAAGCCGACGACCGUCUCGCAAGAUAUCGGUGCCGUCAGCCAGAUUGUCUCGAUCAACAUCGCUGCCUUGGUCGCGCAGGCCACCGCCGUGAGCAGCGUCACGGUCUCACUCAACGGCGCAGCGACGGGGAAAGUGUCAUCACCAAAGCGGGACGUUGGGGCUCGUGCUGCAUGUGCUCCGCAACCAGCUGGCGCUGCUGAUGCUCCAGCCUACUCACCCGACACGGCGUCUGCAUUCCGCGCUCAGGGAUCAUUCAAAUCGAUUGCGACCUCCGCGCCGGUUCCGUCGGGCUACAGCAAGGUUUUGGAUGGCCUCAGUGGCUCCACAACAAUUGCGUACGGUUAUCUAGGCUUCUCUACGCUCAGUUGCUACGACCCAGUGGAAUGUGCGAACCGAUGCAACAAAGUCUCCGGCUGUGCGGCUAUCAACAUCUUUUACGAGCGUGAUCCGAGCCUCGAGCCGGGCAACGGCUGUACCAAUCCCAAGUCUGUAACGAGAGUGAAAUGCGCGUACUACGGUGUGCCAAUCGAUGCAACUAGUGCCACCAACAAGGGCCAAUUCCGCGCGGGAUUUGAGGUCGCGAUCGCCGGCUCGAAUGGAUAUAUUUCACACACUAUCGCCACGCCGAAUGGAUACACUAAGCCGACCUACCUCGGAAACGCCGCGAUCGACGCACUCGCCGAUUCGGCCGGUUGUUAUACUUACUUGGGUGCAAAGGUCUUCACCCAAGGCGCCUUUAACAUUAGCUUAUGUGCGGAAUAUUGCUCUUCUCAAAGUCGAUACAACCUGGGGAACCCUCCGAAAGAUGGUAGCCCGGUGCAAACCUGCCAAUUUUUCAACACUUACGUACUAUACGUAAACAAGACUAGCAAUACUCGUGGUCAAUACUGUGCUAUCUACUCGGAGUCGUGGCCGGCUUCAUAUGCGACAAACAAGGGACAAUACCGAGGUUCUGAUCACUAUUUGAUUAUGAAUUCUUAUUCCUCCAGCAACGCUACCCAACCCUGGCCUAAGCCCAAAUCAACAGUGCGCCGUCGCGCAGGCGAGCAAGAGCAUCGUUUCAAGCACCCUCCAACCGGCCUGCUUUGACUAUCUCGGUUACAAAACUUCGGUCAUUCUGCAGACGACCGUUAUUGGCACCAGCACUCCGCUCACAACAGUAACGACUACAACUACGACCAGCGAGACCACUUUCACGGCCACGACGACUACCGCACUCGAGUCCAU
Molecule: messenger RNA, 1320 nt
Organism: Dissoconium aciculare CBS 342.82
Lineage: Eukaryota; Fungi; Ascomycota; Dothideomycetes; Mycosphaerellales; Dissoconiaceae
Exons: 2
Coding region: 1-1182 (393 amino acids)
Source: RefSeq, a predicted model, not a curated record